Molecule: messenger RNA, 6600 nt
Organism: Candoia aspera
Lineage: Eukaryota; Metazoa; Chordata; Lepidosauria; Squamata; Candoiidae
Gene: GNAL
Product: G protein subunit alpha L
Exons: 12
Coding region: 257-1825 (522 amino acids)
Biological process (GO): sensory perception of chemical stimulus; adenylate cyclase-activating dopamine receptor signaling pathway
Cellular component (GO): heterotrimeric G-protein complex
Molecular function (GO): G protein-coupled receptor binding; GTP binding; G-protein beta/gamma-subunit complex binding
Source: RefSeq, a predicted model, not a curated record
GAUCUGAGGCGAGGAACUACCGCCGCCGCCCAACCAACACCGCCGCAGCUGCUGCUUGCCGAGAGGAGAGAAGAGGAAAAUGCAAAAUGGCCCAGCAGAAGCUGCAGCAGCAGCGGGAUUAUGAGGAGGGGCUGCCCGGCGCACCCCCCCCGAGGCCCUGACGCGCGGAGACAACGCUAAGCGCUGAGUCCCUCCUUUCCCGCCGCCAGCCCAGACGUGCGCCCGCUUCCUUCACUCCCCGAAGGGCCAUCCAGGCAUGGGGCUCUGCUACAGCCUACGCCCGCGGCUCUUUGGUGAACCCGGCGCAGCAGUAGGAGACGGCGGCGGCGGGUCCAUCUCCAGCACUGCCGCCACGACCACCUCGGAGACAGAACAACAACCAUCGCCACCGCCCACGGCGGAACCCUCGGUCCGGGCGGCAGUGCCGCCGCUUCUGCUGCCCGGAGUCCAGGCCGGGAGAGGAAGAGGCAGAAGCUCCGGGAAAGGAAGCGGCAGCAACAGCAUCAGCGGCGAGAGCGAAGGAGCUGGCGGAAAGCUCCGCGUGGGGGUGGCGGAUGGGUCGCUGCUGCUCCUGCAGAACGGAGAGGGGAACGGGGAGGCUCCCCGGGAGAAAGAAAGGGAAUCGCCGCAGGGGCCGCCGGAAUCUCAGGCCAAACCCGCUGCUGGCAAACAGCAGCCUCUGGCGCUGCAAAGACCCUGGGAGAAGGGGCGCUUGGAGGAGCGGGAGGCGGAGAAAGAAGCCAGGCGAGUCAGCAAGAGCAUUGACCGGGCGCUCAAGGAGCAGAAGCGGGAAUACAAGCAAACGCACCGCCUGCUGCUGUUGGGGGCUGGUGAAUCAGGAAAAAGCACUAUUGUCAAGCAGAUGAGGAUCUUGCAUGUAAAUGGAUUUAAUUCAGAAGAAAAGAAACAAAAAAUCCUGGAUAUUCGGAAAAAUGUAAAAGAUGCAAUUGUGACUAUAGUUUCAGCAAUGAGCACUUUAAUACCUCCAGUUCCAUUAGCUAACCAAGAAAACCAAUUUCGAGCGGAUUACAUCAAAAGCAUAGCUCCACUUUCUGACUUUGACUACACCCAGGAAUUCUUUGAACAUGCAAAAAAGCUCUGGGAUGAUGAAGGAGUAAAGGCGUGCUUUGAGAGGUCAAAUGAAUAUCAGCUUAUUGACUGUGCACAAUACUUCCUAGAAAGAAUAGACAGUGUCAGUUUGCCUGAUUACACACCCACAGAUCAGGAUCUCUUAAGAUGCAGGGUUUUGACUUCUGGGAUUUUUGAGACAAGAUUCCAAGUAGACAAAGUAAACUUUCACAUGUUUGAUGUAGGUGGUCAGAGAGAUGAAAGAAGAAAAUGGAUCCAAUGCUUUAAUGAUGUCACAGCUAUUAUCUUCGUUGUGGCCUGUAGCAGCUACAAUAUGGUCAUAAGAGAAGACAACAACACAAACAGAUUACGCGAGUCCUUAGAUCUCUUCAAAAGCAUCUGGAACAAUAGGUGGUUACGGACAAUUUCUAUCAUUUUGUUCUUGAACAAACAAGACAUGCUUGCUGAAAAGGUCUUGGCAGGGAAGUCUAAAAUUGAAGAUUAUUUUCCUGAAUUUACACGUUACACUGUACCUGAAGAUGCGACACCAGAUGCAGGAGAAGAUCCCAAAGUUACAAGAGCAAAGUUUUUUAUCCGGGAUGAAUUUUUACGAAUAAGUACAGCAACCGGAGAUGGAAAACAUUAUUGCUAUCCACAUUUCACGUGUGCCGUCGACACAGAAAACAUCCGGAGAGUGUUCAAUGAUUGUAGAGACAUCAUUCAGAGAAUGCAUCUUCGCCAGUAUGAACUCUUGUAAUUAAGGACACCAUGGAGUCUGUGGUUUUAAGCAUCUUUCUUUCUUGGCUUCCUCAGAUGAAGUAGAGGAAGAGAUACUAGAUCCAUCUGCCUCCUCAGUUCAUUUUCUUUUAUUAGCCUUUCUAGCCAGCCCAUGCUUUAGGGACAAUAUGUGUGCUUUAUUUUUAUAUGCCACUUCUUUGUCAUUCCACUGAAGUCUUUGGCUACCUCUGUUUCUUUUGGUUUGGUUGUAAAUUUUUGUUUAUGUUUAAUUAAUUGGACAUAGUCUGCUAAUUUUUUUUCAGCAGACUUGUUAGUUCAAGCUGGUAUCUGCUUGUUGGGUGACACCAUGUCACACCUAGAAUGUGUGUGGAGGGCUCCUUAUGUACCAUAACACUGAAGAGUACUUGAUAGACAGGAAGACAAGGAAUAAUGCACUUUGCUUCAGAGUUACGAAAUACUGUUGAGGAUGUAUACAUGCAUGAUGUAGCAGCACCAUGGUAUUUAUUACACUGAGUUUUUAAUGAACUGAGUUGCAGGUCAACUGAUGAAGUGACCUCCUCUUCUAAGCCAUUGCUGGCCCAGAAAUAGAGUAGGUAAGCAAUUUUUGGAGGUUUGGAGCUAAGAGUCUCUUUACACCUCAGGCUUUUGAAUUUAGAGCUACUUUUUCAGCCUAUUGCAUUUAGGCAGAAAAUUCACCCUCACAUACCAUACUUCUUCAGUCCACAAAUGAUUCAAUUAAUUUAGAUCAUUUUUGGACAUCAGUCUUCUCCUAUAUAAAUAUAAAUAUAAAUAUAUAUAUAUAUAUAUAUAUAAUAUAUAAUAUAUAUAUUUUUUGUUUUACUGCUGGUUUAUUAUAUUGUACAGACUGUAAAGUGUAAUAUUAUUUUGUACAAUUUUAUUGAAAAAAUACUUGUAGAAGAUCUUUGUGCCUUGAUUAUGGCUGUACCUGUAAAAUGAGCUAAGAUGUAAGUAUGUUUUUGAUUGCGCUGUACAGCUUGAUGUCAACUCUACCUACAGCAGUGACUGGAGGUUUAAAAAAAAACUCUGUAGAGUUUAGGGUUUUUUUCUGAUUUAUAUAAAAAUGUUCUUUAGUAUAAAAAUUAUAAAUUAUGCAAAUUUUAGUCAUAUUAACUUUCCAAGUAAGUAAUUGCUGCUGCUGUGGCAGCAAUAGCCUUUCAGACUCAGCUUUAAAACACUGAAAUUGAUUUGCGUCCAAAUUACAACCUGGUGUUAGUUUCAUGGGAAUACCUUGUUUUACCUUUAAAAACUAUGUUCAGUAAUUCUUUGGUCAUUCAUAAACCUUUCACAAUUGUGGAUUGUGAAUGUGUAAAGACACCAUUAGAUAAGGUUUUUUUUUUCCAAUCUUUGUUGCAACAGCUGCUUUUAUUGUGCAAAUUGCAAGAAAGAAAAAGGGUGUAAUCCUUGUGUUUGGCCUAAGAGAAUUACAAAAUGACAUAUUUAUUUCUCUUAAUAAACAGACCUUAGAAAAUGGUUUUAUUUUAAAUAUUGUAGAAUCAUAAUGUUUUUCAAACUUGAAUAAUUUAUGCAAAUGACAUUCACAAAAUAAGUUGUGGUACAGUUCAGCAUAAAAGCAAGAAUUGGUGUAGCAAUAAGGCAUGCCUUUCUCUGUAACUAUGAGAUUGUUUUAUAUUUUAUACAUAGGUGUUAUGUCAGAGUACAGUUUCCUGUGCCUGAGAUAAUCUGUACAAAUAUUUAAAAUUUGUAGUUGCAAUAACAAAUUCAGAACUUCAUAGAUUAUAACACUUGGAUUAUCUUUGCCUUUUGCUAUAAAUACAAAGACAAAUUACUCUUAAAUAUUUUGAUGGCAUAAUGUGAAACUAUUUUUAAAUUAGGAAGGCAUGUUUAUUGCAUAUAUAACCCCAGAUCACUUUCUAGGUAACUGAGAAACCAUUGUAUCUCUGCAAAAGAAUCAGGCUAGUAAUCUAUCAAGUUACUCUAGUUCUGAAGAGCUCUUCAGCAUUUUAGAUCCACUCUGAAACUGUUACCUUGACAUACUGUAUUCAGUCAUAACCUUGUUAUGUUUCCAAAAUGAUGGGGAGACACUUAUCUUGAUAUGAUGAAGACAAACCAGUCUAAUGAUUCAUAUUUACUCUAAAGACAAACCAGUGCAAAUGUAAACUACUGCCUGUUAAAAAUGGGGGAAUAUAACAAGGGGAUGGUUCUGUUAUGGAGUGGGGUGGAGUCACUAUAAUUCUAUCCCAUCUUCUCUCUCUGCUAAAAAUGUCACACAUGAUUAUAUUCUAUAGUUCAGACAAGGUUUCACCUACAAUUUUACUGUGUAUCCAUCUAAUGCCCUCUAAAUGGAUUUUGCUCACAGCUUCCAGAACUCUUUCCAGCAUGGCUGGAAAUUUUGUCUGGGCUGUUGUCUCAAUGCUUAGGUGAACAUUAUGCUGAGGAAGGCUAACCUAAACUCUUCUUUACUAAAUAAAAUUUACUUUAAAAUUUAUAUAAGUAGAUGAAGAAAACCAAGUUUAAAAAUUCCUGCAGCUUAAUUUAUAAUGCCUUUUUAAGUUGCAUACUUAAGCACUAUUUUUUAGAAUGCUAUUAAUCAGAUAGGACUUAAACAUUUAGGAAUGGAAUGCAAAGUUUUCUGGUAAGGUUUAUUUCUCUUGGGGGAGAAAAGUCAGCCACGCAAAUUGAGUCAUACCAUAAAACCUGUAUGAAUCUUACCGUAGCUGCUUACAUCUUAUUCCAGGGAAAACAUUCAGCCAAGCUUCAUUCCGUGUGUUCAUGGAUACAGAGUGCACACCCUUAUUCCAGAUGUGCAAGGUUUCUCCUCAGUUUCUACCUGGUUUGCCAAUACUCUGCAAACCUAUUAGCAAAUAGGUGUUCGUUGAUUCGGUUACAUGACUUCCAUCUAAAACUAUUUACAUCUAAUCUAAAAGUGACACAUGAGGGUAGAAAGUUACGUCACCUAUUAUUAUUAUGUUUUGCUUCUGUUUUGGUAAUACCUUGCUGUAAAAUAACUAGAUCUUGUAUUGCUGACAUCAAGGAAAAGAAGUACCACUUCAGACGGUCACGCAGCAAUAACACUUUAAAAUUCUUUUCUAUUAUAAAGACUGAGCCUCUAACAGCAUAGGGCACUAGUGCAGACACAAAAGGAGGCUUGUAGAACUUAGUGUACAGUUACAAACUUUUAAUAUACAUAUUUGAUACAAAAAAAUUUAGCAAGAAAAUCAUUCGAUUGUAGAAUACAAUAUUUUUGUACAGCAUGAAGCAGUUACUUUAUCCUGUAGUAAAAAAGUCCUAUCAACUGUCUAGAGCUUUCUGUCUGUAAGGGCAAUUUGCCUUUGGGCUAGCAAUUCAAGUACGCAUUUGCUGGCAUGAAUGUAGUCUGAUGGACUGUUCUUUAGCUUUGGUGUGUCGGUGACUGAUUCCAAGUGUCUGACUUUUCAUAGUGCUUUAUACUUAGUGAUUAAACGCUGAACAAAAUGGUAAGGGGAAAGGAGGGGCUGAAAGUGAGCCAGGAUGAGGACCACCAGUACAGAUCCUGCUGUACAGUAAAUAGUUAUGACUGUGUUCUCAUAUGGAAGAAAGCACUUGUAGAGAGAGACAUCUGUUGAUGUUAUGCUGCCCUGAAAAAUGGAAGCAACAGUUUAGAAGGUCUGAAGCAAAUGGCUGUAGACAUCGAAGACUAUUAACGGGAGGGAAGCUGACUUCUUCUCAAAUUAGCAGUACAUUCAAUUGUUUAUGGGUCAAGAGAUGCAGAUAAAUCUGAACCUUCUAAUGUUGGUUAUUCUGCAGUUAAGCACUGAGCUGCCCUGUGAAAGUUCUGUGCCAUGUGAAAAAGUACCUGCCAGAAUACAACAGCUGUUUUUUGACUGGACAAGGGAGGACUCAUACAGUUAACAGCUUAAAACCCUUAAUUAUACUAAUGAUUGCUUUAUAAUUGGGGGAACCAAGGAUUUGAAAUUGCAUGAAAUAAAAUGUAACUAUUCUUACAGAAUUGGGCAGGGAGUGGGACAAUGGAUAAUCUAGCCCCACUGGUAAGCAUCUACAUGUCAAGAGUGCUAGAAACAUGAUAUUCUAGAUUAUUUGUUAAAUAAGGACUUUAAACAAAAUAAAGAGGUGAAAGUACGCUUCUCGAGAACAGUUUAAAAUCAUUAUUACCUAAAAUGAGGCAGAUUUUCAUCUAUGAAUUAAAAAUUACAAUAGAGCUAUAAUUGCUUUGCCUUUCCUGAAGCUCAAGAGGCUGAAAAAGUAAAGUUAGCAUAGACCUGGUUUUUGAAGAUAGAACCAUUUAAAACAUGGCUCAGAACCAGGAAAUUUUUUGUGCUCCAGGUUAAUCGAUUGAGAAUUGUAAUCUAGUGUACCCAAAGUAAGCAAACUGUGAAUUAGGUUCCUCUGAAUAGAAUUUUGCUGCCCUAUGAGAUAGUUUGCACGUUUGAAAGACAAAGAAUCACAGAGGGAAAAAGUGGUCUUGUGGAUAAAUCAGUCAAGCAAAAACAAGUCUCAAUACUGUUUGUUGCAGACUACUGAUGAUUGUUGCAGUCAGAUUGUUUACACUGCAUCCUCUAUAGACACAUACUAAAUAUGCUUGUAUUUAGAAUUGUAGACCAUAAACAUUACUUUGCACUCUACAAGCUAGAUGGCUCUACAAGCUUUAUAAAGUGGGUGCUUUGUAUUCAACUUAAGUGUACUUUCAGAGAGGAUGGAAGGAGCUGUUCUGUUUUGCUUUUUUUACAGGUAGCAUCAGUCUGAGAAAAUAGCUGAUUGCUAUGUUGAUUUAUAUGAUGAAAAAAUACCUGAUAAAAUAAACAAUAUUUAAAUUUA